This is a messenger RNA of Aspergillus terreus NIH2624, 450 nucleotides long. Its product is annotated as acid phosphatase PHOa. NCBI's taxonomy places the organism in Eukaryota, Fungi, Ascomycota, Eurotiomycetes, Eurotiales, Aspergillaceae. Gene Ontology annotation, molecular function: hydrolase activity, acting on ester bonds. Gene Ontology annotation, biological process: phospholipid catabolic process. The transcript is spliced from 4 exons. The record is from RefSeq and is a predicted model, not a curated record. Bases 1 to 450 code for a protein of 149 amino acids.
AUGAAGUACCCCAUCGCAGCAGCACUCCUUGCGGCCUCUUUGGCCUCUGCCCAAACAGCCAAAGAGGAAGAACCCUCUUUGUCAGAGAUUGAGGCUGCGGCGGCGACUACUCUGCCCUAUUCCCCCGUCUCCAACGUCAAAGGCCUUGCCUUUGACCGCUUCUUCCAGGUGUGGCUGGAAAAUAUAAUCCUGACCGUAUCCAAGGACUAUGAGGACGCGGCAGCCGACAAAAACAAGCAAUGGCUGGCGUCGCAGGGCAUUACGCUUACCAACUAUUAUGCCGUAACCCAUCCAUCAGAGCCAAACUACUGCUCUUCUGCGGGGGGUGACACCUUUGGCAUGGACAAUGAUGAUUUCAAUCGGGUCCCUGCCAACGUGUCAACCAUUGCAGACCUACUAGACACCAAGAAUAUCGCAUGGGGAGAUGGGCUUUCAUCACCCCCAACAUGA